CCCACUGAUAUAACUCGUCUCUGUCUGUGAAAUGACUCUUCUUUGCCUUGGCUUUUGCUAUUAACUUGUUGUUUAGUGUCUUGAAUCUGCAAUCAAAAGGGGAAGAGCGGAAAAAAAAAAGAUGUGGAUUUUUGGGUUGAAAGGGCCUUCUGGAUACUCUGCUCGCUCUACAGCAGAAGAAGUCACUCAGGGAAUCGAUGGAACUGGUUUUACUGCCAUUGUCACAGGUGCCUCUAGUGGUAUUGGCGUGGAGACUACAAGAGUUCUUGCUUUACGCGGAGUCCAUGUUAUAAUGGCCGUGAGGAACGUGGAUGCUGGUCGGAGUGUCAAAGAAGCUAUACUUGAGGAGCUCCCAUCUGCUAAGAUUGAUGUGAUGGAGUUAGAUCUCAGCUCUAUGGCAUCUGUUAGGAAAUUCGCGUUAGAUUAUCAAUCAUCGGCUCUUCCCUUGAAUCUCCUUAUUAAUAAUGCAGGGGUAAUGGCAUGUCCCUUCACGCUUUCCCAAGACAAUAUAGAACUGCAGUUUGCAACAAACCAUAUAGGUCAUUUUCUUUUGACAAAUCUUUUGUUGGAGACCAUGAAGAAAACGUCCCAGGAAAGCAAUGCAGAAGGAAGGAUAGUUAAUGUUUCCUCAGUGUCUCACCGCUCUGCAUACCGUGAAGGAAUUCAUUUUGAGAAAAUCAAUAAUGAAUCGGAGUACAAUGCUAUGCAAGCCUAUGGCCAGACGAAGCUCGCAAACAUAUUACAUGCUAACGAGCUUGCAAGGCGCUUAAAGGAAGAAGGGGUGCAGAUAACUGCUAAUUCACUUCAUCCUGGAGGUAUAGCGACCAAUAUUGCUCGCCACCACAGCAUUUUCAAUGUACUUUCUAAUCUUGCGAAAUUCUUCCUGAAAAGUGUUGCACAGGGAGCGGCAACUACAUGCUAUGUGGCUCUGCACCCACAAGUGAAAGGGAUUAGCGGCGAAUACUUCAUGGACAGUAAUAAAGCCCAAGCAAGCUCUCUCGCGCGAGAUGCAGAACUGGGUAAGAAGCUAUGGGAUUUCAGUAUAAGCCUGACUGAUCCUAAACAGUUGGGUUCUGCUUGAACAGAUUGUCUGUUAUUCUUUUAGUCGAGAGAACCGAGUCGUUUCUGAACUGGAUGUGUGAAAGCCAUAUGUUGUUAACUUCACCGAGACAAGCAUUUGAGUCGAACAUGGAGUAAAGUCUGCGUUCAUUGUCGAGUUUGUCUGAGCAGAUUGUUGGUGAACUUGGACACGAUGGAAUGAGUGCAUUACUGUUUGUGGAUGCUGCAGACGGUAGCAGUCUAUGCUGUUACUUCUUGAUUAGCGUCCUUAAUUCUCGAUAUUUCUAAAGACAGUCUUCCCACUG
Rhodamnia argentea is the source of this 1364-nucleotide messenger RNA. Its product is annotated as short-chain dehydrogenase TIC 32, chloroplastic-like. NCBI's taxonomy places the organism in Eukaryota, Viridiplantae, Streptophyta, Magnoliopsida, Myrtales, Myrtaceae. The record is from RefSeq and is a predicted model, not a curated record. The coding region runs from base 122 to 1081 and encodes 319 amino acids. The transcript is spliced from 8 exons.